AUGGAUAGCGCUACCAAAGUAUUGCUCAUUCCAGAGCUGCUAGAAGAAAUUCUUCUACACCUUGACAUGACAACGUUGCUCGUGUCCGCGCAGCGCGUGAACACACUUUGGUUUGAUGUCAUAAGCCGGUCGAAGAGACUUCAACAGGCCCUAUUCUUUACACCCAUUACACCCUCACUGAAGCCUUCACUGGCUUACUCGAACCCGAAAAAAUUCCCUCUCAGAGGUCACAGUCCCUACCACAAAGAAAUCGUGUCGACAUUGAACCCGUUACUACAAAAACACUUCGGCCCGGUGUUUUUCUCCAGCGGGAGUAGUCCUUGCAUUCUCAACAAAAACAACUUCUCCAAAUCUCUCAACUGGGGACCCGACUAUCGUGACGAAGAUGGCGAGCCGGCCAAACUUCUUUCCCGACACAAAGCAUUCACUCGAGCCGGUGCCAGCUGGCGGCGCAUGCUUGUCUCACAACCCGCACCACCAGCGUUAGGCUUUGUUUGGUGGGAACACCGGAGUCGACUACAAAAUGUCUACGAGUACAUCAUCCGCCAAUCUCGCUGCUCCUCGCCUCCAUCAUCUGUCUCUUCCGCCUCCUCCGCCGCAUCAUUAUCCUCCGCAUCAUCAACGUCUUCUACAGAAUCAUCCGAGUCACUCCCUCUCUCAGAAACCGGCCUUCGUUUUGGUUCGCUGUACGAUCUCGUUCAGGACCAGACCAGUGCGACUCUCAAUCUUGGGUUCUAUGUUGGCUGGGGAAACUACAUUCCAGUUGGAACGGAAGUAGCUUCUUUGAGUGAGGAACUUCUCAAAGAGACUAGUGUUGUUGUUCAAUUCUUCCCAGAUGUUCGAUCAGAAUGUGGAGAUCUUGCAGAUGUGAAGACGUGGGACGAUACCUUCCGGAGUGAGGAUUUCCAACUUCCAGAUAGUGAGCUCGUGGACAAAAGGGUCUUUGAAUAUGGCCCUUGA
Penicillium soppii is the source of this 960-nucleotide messenger RNA. RefSeq lists its product as uncharacterized. The record is from RefSeq and is a predicted model, not a curated record. The transcript has a single exon. Gene Ontology annotation, molecular function: protein binding. NCBI's taxonomy places the organism in Eukaryota, Fungi, Ascomycota, Eurotiomycetes, Eurotiales, Aspergillaceae. Bases 1 to 960 code for a protein of 319 amino acids.